CUGCAGUUUCUGAGGGGGUCUGAUGCGUCACAAUAUUUGAGACAAAGUGUGUGUGUAGCUCUGUGCGAUCGACAACUCCGGGAUCUUUUAGAAGAUGUGCUCCCAUUCCAUGCUUUCAAAGUGAAGGAUGGUGAACGUAGCUGGAAAGUUCCGUCACUUCUUUGCUGAAGAUUACAAAGGAGAAAGUUGAUUUUAGCGCCAGUGAAGUAAUCACUUCUUUCUUGCUUUGUUUUCGGUGUCUGAGCUGAAUCUGAGGAUUUCACAUGAUUGAUGCUGGAAUGCACAAUGUUCUGUGGAUCCUUUUCCUGGAACCUGGCUCUAUUGUCUGCACUGGAUAGCAAUCUCAGUUUUGUCAUUUGAAUCCCAACCUUUCCGUUCCAUGGAUCCUGACACAACUUUCGCCUGGAAUAUGUAACGAAUCUGCUGCAGAUCACAAUGCUUUGCUUGAAAAUUGUGAGACAGUUUCAAUAAUUAGACUCGAAGAACUCGCAUACUGGUGAAGCAAUGUAAUGCUGAGCUGUUUGUAUCCGUCGCUGUAAGGUUCUCCCAGUCUGAUGAAAUAGAGAUCACCGCAGUGACAAUUAACUCUUUAGAUCAAAGGUGUCAGAAUGAAGCUGCCGUCCCGUGUCUGUGUGCAUGUCAUCAUUUUGUCACUUCUCCAUCUUUUGCAGGGUGUUUACGAUGAACGUGACUCCAGACUGAAGCAGAAGAGGGCAAGUUUAGAGCAACAGAUCCGAGCUGCUUCCAAUGUGAGGGAGUUGCUGUCAAUUAUUAAUUCCUCGGAUUGGAAGCGGUGGAAAUGCCACCAAAAAUUAAAAUACCUGACCGGCUUUGACACACGAUCGCGGUCGACCAGGUUCGCUUCUCCAUAUUACGAUGCCGACACGCUCAAAUCUAUCGAUGAUGAGUGGCAGAGGACUCAGUGCGUCCCCAGGGAAUCCUGCGUCGACGUUGCUAAGGAGAUUGGACGUAGCACUAAUACUUUCUUCAAGCCUCCGUGUGUGUCCGUGUAUCGAUGCGGUGGGUGCUGCAAUGAAGAGAGCCUGGUUUGCAAGAACACCAGCACAUCUUACAUCCGCAAAGAGCUCUUCGAGAUUGCCAUUCCUCUGACCAAUAUACCAGAGCUAUUGACUGUCAGAAUUGCAAACCAUACUUCUUGCAAAUGCAUCUCCAGUCGACAUGCCUAUUCCAUCAUUCGAAGAUCGAUCCUCACACAUGAAGACUACAGCUGUCUGUAUAACGAGAAUCACUGCUCCAGGGGCCUGGUCUGGGAUAAAGAGAAAUGCCACUGUGUGACCUCCACCAUUCAAAGAGAAGAUGAACUCUCUCCAAUUGCAGAGCUGGCCAUCUGUGGGCCUUAUAUGGAGUUCAAUGAGGAACUGUGUGAUUGUGUAUGCAGGAACAUGGAAAGCCAUGAAACUUGCUCACAGAAACAAAAAGUGUUUGAUCCGAAUACCUGCAGUUGUGUGGAUAGACCUGUCUGUAUUUACCACAGCAGAUCCUGUGUUGCGGGAAAGGUCUUCAAUGAUAAGCAUUGCCAGUGCGUGUGGAAGGAUAAACAUUCACGUAGUACACAGAAGGAAGGUGACUGAAAGUCAUGGAUUUUGACUUCAAUAAUAAAGUGCUAAUUCUACA
Molecule: messenger RNA, 1635 nt
Organism: Stegostoma tigrinum
Lineage: Eukaryota; Metazoa; Chordata; Chondrichthyes; Orectolobiformes; Stegostomatidae
Gene: vegfd
Product: vascular endothelial growth factor D
Exons: 7
Coding region: 609-1592 (327 amino acids)
Biological process (GO): response to hypoxia; positive regulation of endothelial cell proliferation; vascular endothelial growth factor signaling pathway
Cellular component (GO): membrane
Molecular function (GO): growth factor activity; vascular endothelial growth factor receptor 3 binding; chemoattractant activity
Source: RefSeq, a predicted model, not a curated record